Messenger RNA from Macrosteles quadrilineatus (aster leafhopper), 3721 nucleotides. Its product is annotated as exonuclease mut-7 homolog. NCBI's taxonomy places the organism in Eukaryota, Metazoa, Arthropoda, Insecta, Hemiptera, Cicadellidae. The record is from RefSeq and is a predicted model, not a curated record. The coding region runs from base 225 to 2759 and encodes 844 amino acids. Gene Ontology annotation, molecular function: nucleic acid binding; 3'-5' exonuclease activity. Gene Ontology annotation, biological process: nucleobase-containing compound metabolic process. The transcript has 17 exons.
UUGGUUGGCGAGGCAGAGGACGCGGAAGUUUUUCAUCUUAUGAAAAUACCCUCAAUCAAAGCGACAAGCUGCAGAAUAAGAUUGAAAGACACCCUCCUGAUACCAGCCAAGAAAUUGAAGAGAAGCAACCAAUCUUCACUCCGCAGCCCCAGUUAGAUUACCACUCAACGAACUUUCUGACAAACCUGAGAUCAGUUUGGAGCUUAUUUGAUUGUGAGUUUCCAAUGCUAUUUGCCGAUCGGUUCCCUCUUCUUCUCAGUCUUCUUUUGACUUCUUUGUUCAGAAGCACUCUAACCUGCGAUGAUGUAAUAUGGAAGAAGAGUGAAAAUGUCUCAAGAAUGCUGCAGGAAUAUUUUCUAUCAGUUGAAAAUCCCUACGAUUCAGCCUUCAAAGUUGCUGUUACCUGCCCUGACUUUUAUCAGGGGAAACCUAUGUCUUUACCUUUAGCAGUUAUUGAAGAGUUGGCUGUGUUUUUAAAACCGAAUAAGGAGAAAUACGCUUCGUGCCUUACUUUAGAUAUUAAAUUUGAUGUGUUUGAUAUAUUCACCAAGCAAAGAAAUGGACUACUCACAAAAAUGGCAUUUGAGGUGUACGAACUUCAAUCCAGUAAAGAGAUGUUUGUGGAAAGAAUAAACAGUUUUAUACAAAACCGACAGUACAAAGAGGCAUGCCAGACGGCGAUGUACCUGGGACUCGACCAGUUCGGCAUAGAGGACUUUGUUGUGCCGCUGUUGUUCCAAGACAAGUUGACAAUCGCUGAGGACUAUUUGCGUAUUAGUCCUGCCGCGCAGACAGCCACAGCUCAGUAUCUCGAUCAACUGCUGCAGGGUCGAGUCAACGAGAAGAUCAUGGAUGUUAUUAGACAGCUGAAUAUCCCAGAACCAAAACAAGAAAAGCUGCAGUACAAACCCAUGUCAAAGCUAUUGGCGAGGUUUUUGAAAAUAUUCAAUAUUCAUCCUAGUAGCUGCCCAAACCUGACUCGCAAGAAAAGAGAGGGAGCUUUGCAUUUUGUGAUUUGUAAACGCUACAAGUACAAUGAAAUCGAGGGUGAGUGUUGGAGGGAGAUGGUGUCAGAGGCAGUAUGUGGAGACUCAUAUCUGGAGGAGGAGCUAGUCGCUGCAAUCAAUCUGCACGGAGACGUUGUGGAGGCUGCAUUCUUUGCUCGCAAGUUCAACAUUCCUGCACACAAGCUGCCUUACAAUGUAGUGACAUACCUCAGGACUGGCACUUUAGAGUACCACUACUCGCCGCCACGAGUGACUGUGCCGAGGAAGGUGCUGCAGUUACCAGAGAGUCACAUAGUUAUGAUGGUGGACACAGAUGAGUCACUAGCCCGCUGUGUGGAGGCUGUGUCCAACACUCACGUCGUGGGGCUGGAUGCUGAGUGGAAGCCUGCAUUCUGCUCUGAAACUGAGGCACUCUCACUACUGCAGGUGGCCACUCACGAGGAGACAUUCCUGGUGGAUGUCCCGGCUCUACAACACAGUCCUGUGUGGAAAGACCUCAGCCAGGGGCUGUUCUUGAAUCCAGACAUUUUAAAGUUGGGUUUUGGACUAUCAGUUGACUUGUUGAAGCUGAAAGAGAGCAUAAACAUGAAUGAUGUUAAGAUGGCAGGAUUAGGUUUCCUAGAUUUGAACCUCUUAUGGAAAAAAUUGAUGAGGGAAUUCAAUAUUACACUACCAUUCAAAGGUGAGGAAAGUGACACGGUGGAGGGUCUGUCAAAACUGGUCUCAUUGUGUGUGGGUUUGCCAUUGGACAAGUCUGAGCAGUUCUCCAACUGGGACCGCCGGCCUUUGAGGGAUGCCCAGAGGAACUAUGCAGCUUUAGAUGCCUAUUGCCUGAUUAUUGUUUAUGAAGUGUUGGCCCAUGAGUGCAUCAAUCAAGGAGUACCAUUCCAGGAUGUUUGUCAAGAUCUUAUGAUAGCUGGAGCUAACGUCACCAAAAAACCUAAGAAGAAACCAUUACCGUCUCGUAAGGUAUUUGAAGAGCCAACGACUCAGUCCUCUAAAAAUCGGCCAAUCAGAGUGGCCGAUUUUAAAGUGGUGUGCGACACAAUGUUACAAGGACUCGGCCGCAGUCUGCGCUCUGUGGGUGUGGAUGCUGAGAUCCUCAGCAAUACGCAGAACCACAAUGUCUGCGUGGCCUUGAACAGAGAGCAGAACAGAGUCAUUCUGACCAAAGGAGCUGUCUAUGAUAGACUGCACACACAAGUGCCUGAAGGAAUGUGUUAUCGAGUGAUGAAGCAAACAUCCAAAGAACAGAUGGUGGAAGUUUUGAGGUUUUAUAAUGUUGUGGUGGCUAAAGAGGAUAUAUUUAGUCGAUGUCAGCUAUGUAAUGGAGCAGAUUUCAAGAAGCUGACCCCUCAGGAGUUGAGGAAAGCUAUUGAUUCAACUUACAGAACACACCGGCAUGUUUCUGCUCACCAACUGGAUAUUGCUGACGAUGACUACGAUGAUUACAAUGACUUUGAUGAUGACAGCUGUUCAGAUGAUGAUAUACCAGGUCCAGUUACCCAUGCCCCAUCAGGGUAUGUCACGUCACAGGCAGGAGCCAAUCAUACACCAGUCGAAGAGGAUACCUUUUAUGGCUACAACUGUGAGACGAGCACAGGAGCCCAUAUCAAGCACGAAAGCAUACCCAAAGACAAGUUUGACAGUGUUCCGUUGUUCUACGUAUGUGAUAAUUGUGGACAUUGUUACUGGGAUGGCAGUCACUUGGUGCGUAUCCUGGACAACUUGCAACACAUUGUCGCCAAGUAGACAAUCUUGUGAUACACAUGUACAGUGGACCUCCUCCGGAACCUGACAAAUAGUAGAUGUAAGGACACUGCAUUGUAGUAUAACAUUAAGGCAUUUGAACAUUUGUAAGGCAUAGCACAACCUUCAUUAAACACUGUACUGUUCUGUUCUUGUGAAUAAUACAAAUAGAUCAUGCGACUUAUAAUACACCUAGAAAAUAGGCUUUGCACAUUUUUUCUUGUGAAGAAAAAUCUAAAUUGCAACAACUUUAUUAAACCCUAUGCCAAACUAUAACUCAAAACUAAUCUGGGGUGUUGCCUGCUAUUGUUGUGAAGUACUCGAUUGACUAAAAUUUCUUCAGUCAUGAUGUUAGUUUUUAUUUAUGUCAUGCCCGUUCCUUCUUUAUAAUUGUCAAAGGACAGGAGGACCUAUUAAAUGGUCAUUUUAGAUUCAGUUUUUGCAAGAUUCUUUGCACAUGGAUUUAAGAUUCAUUAAGAUACAUAGGUUAUAUACAAAUAUUAUGUGAUGGUAUGGUUUUGUAACUUAUAAACUAAGUUAUCGUAAAAUAAAACAUAGUUAAUUGCUUUCACUCAAUUGUUUUAUAUAUCGCCGUAGAUUUAAGUAAUUUGGAAGACAAAAGUUUGGAGGGGUCCACUGUAUCACCAUUCUGAUCUUCCACAAGAUCUAAUGUUCAAUUAGUCUUUCUUCUAUUAGAUUUAAUGGUAUGGUAUUGUGAUUGUGUAUUAAACUUGUAUCAACUUUAUCCUGUACGUGAUAUAUAAUAGGUAUCUUAUGUACCUACAUAAAGUAUCUUUUCCUACCUGAAUAUUUUUAUAUGUUAUGUUUCAACAAUGACAAGUUACCACAAGUUGGCCAAGUUAUGUUUGUUGUUUUUUAAUUUUGUACCGUUUUGUUUCAAAUGCAAGAAGUGUUUUUUCCAACACUUGCUGGAUUAUAAGUUUAAAUAAAUGCUAGUUUUGACU